AUGAGGAGUGUUUUCUGGGCUGAUGGAAGAUCAAGAGCUUCUUAUUUGCAAUUCAGUAAUGUUGUUGUGUUUGAUGUGACAUACAGAACUAAUAAGUUCAGUCUUCCAUUUGCUCCAUUUACUGGUGUGAAUCAUCACAGGCAGUCCACUUUGCUUGGUUGUGCAUUAUUAGCUGAUGAACAAGAAGAUACCUUCGUGUGGUUAUUUCAAGAAUGGCUUAAAUGUAUACAUAGGGUUGAACCGGGUGCUAUUAUAACAGAUCAGGAUAGAGCCAUAUGUAAUGCUAUUCACUCUGUGUUUCCAAUGACAAGACACUGUUAUUGCUUUUGGCACAUGCAAAAGCACAUUAGUGAUUAUUUGCCUACUUUGGGUUCUUGUUAUGGUGAAGAGUUUCAAAGGUAUUGGGGCUUAUGGUGUAAUAGUUCUUCAAUUGAACAGUGUGAAGGACAUUGGUUAGAGAUGAAGGAGAAGUUUGAUAUAAAUGAAGAUGUGGAUGGAUGGUUGCAAACUGUUUACAAAUAUAGAGAACAUUGGGUGUCAUGUUAUUUGAAGGACACUUUUUUUGCUGGAAUGAGAUCGAGCCAAAGAAGUAAAAGCAUUAAUGCAUUUUUUGAUGGGUAUGUUAACUCACAGACUCAAUUACACGAGUUUGUUCUACAAUAUGAAAAAGCAUUAACUCAUCAUCGCUUAAGUGAAGCCCAUAAAGAUUUUAAGAGUCUUAACACAAAGCCUGUCAUGCUCCUUGGACAUCCGAUUGAGGUCCAAGCUGGAGAAAUGUAUACACGCAACAUGUUUGAUGUGUUCCAAACUGAAUUCAAAUGA
Asparagus officinalis (garden asparagus) is the source of this 822-nucleotide messenger RNA. Its product is annotated as protein FAR1-RELATED SEQUENCE 5-like. The coding region runs from base 1 to 822 and encodes 273 amino acids. The transcript has a single exon. The record is from RefSeq and is a predicted model, not a curated record. Lineage: Eukaryota; Viridiplantae; Streptophyta; Magnoliopsida; Asparagales; Asparagaceae. Gene Ontology annotation, biological process: regulation of DNA-templated transcription.